AUGCGCCAUCAGACCAGAGGGGAAUUCAUUGACCGACCAUCUACGGCAAAGGGUAUUAUGCAGAACCUUCUUCUCUCUGCUUUGGCAUUCAGUGCUGCCGCUGAUGCCUAUGGCUCAGGAGCUGCUGGUUGGGACGCGGCCUACUCAAAGGCCCAAAAAGCCCUUAUGAAGCUAAAUGAGACCGAGAAAGUCGGCAUUGCCACUGGCGUCGGAUGGGAAGGAGGACCCUGCGUGGGUAACACCUAUCCCGCCGGCUCAAUUGGUUAUCCUUCCUUAUGUCUACAGGACUCACCAUUGGGAAUUCGCUUUGCCAAUCCUGUCACAGCCUUUCCCGCGGGUAUCAACGCCGGAGCAACGUGGGAUCGGAGUCUCUUGUACGCGCGCGGCGCUGCAAUGGGCAAGGAGGCUAAAGGUCUGGGCGUCCAUGUCCAGCUAGGACCAGUCGCUGGACCCCUAGGAAAGAAUCCCGAUGGUGGUAGGAACUGGGAAGGGUUUACGGUCGACCCGUAUCUCAGUGGAGUCGCCAUGGAAGAGACAAUCCAGGGUAUGCAAGAUUCGGGCGUUCAGGCCUGCGCCAAGCACUGGCUCGGGAACGAGCAAGAGCACAGCCGUGAAACAAUGAGUUCUAACAUCGGCGACCGCGCGACCCAUGAGCUGUAUGUAUGGCCGUUCAUGAACGCAGUCAAAGCCAAUGUCGCAUCUGUCAUGUGCUCCUAUAACAAACUGAACGAGACUUGGGCUUGCGAGAGUGACGCUCUCUUGAAUGAUCUGAUGAAAGAGGAGCUAGGUUUCCCCGGCUACAUUAUGUCAGACUGGAACGCGCAGCACACUGGCGUUAACAGCGCCUUAGCUGGACUCGACAUGACAAUGCCUGGCAGUGACUUCAGUACACCACCUGGCAGCAUAUUCUGGGGAUCAAAUCUCGUGCAGGCCGUUGCUAAUGGCUCUGUGUCUCAAGCGCGUCUAGAUGACAUGGCAACGCGUAUCCUGGCAGGUUGGUAUCUUCUCGAUCAGGAUAAAGGCUACCCGGAGGUGUCUUUCAGCUCUUGGAAUGGUGGUAAAGCCACUGUCGACGUUACGGCAGACCAUGCGACCGUCGUCCGCGCUGUUGCCCGUGACUCUGUUGUCCUAUUGAAGAAUGAGGAACACGUUCUGCCUCUCCGGCAGCCCAAGAGCCUGGCCAUCAUAGGUCAGGAUGCUAUUGUAAACCCCAAUGGUCCCAAUGCAUGCGCGGAUCACGGCUGCAACAAUGGCACGCUAGCUAUGGGGUGGGGUAGUGGUACAUCGCAGUUCCCUUACCUUGUUGGUCCUCUUGAUGCAAUCCAAGUUCAGGCCAAAAGGGACGGUACGAAAAUCAUCCAGAGUACGACCGACAGCACGACAGCUGCUGCAUCAGCUGCUGCAGUGGCGGAGACUGCCGUGGUGUUCAUUAACGCAGACAGUGGCGAAGGUUACAUUACAGUGGAGGGCAACGUUGGCGACAGAAACAAUCUCGAUCCCUGGCACAACGGAAACGAACUCGUCAAGUCUGUCGCAGCAGUGAACAAUAAUGUGGUCGUAGUCGUGCACAGCGUGGGGCCCAUUAUUCUGGAGACAAUCCUAGCGCAGCCCUCAGUAAAGGCAAUUGUAUGGGCCGGGCUACCGGGCCAGGAAAGCGGAAAUGCCCUGAUUGACGUGCUGUAUGGCAGCAUCUCUCCAAGCGGCAAACUCCCCUACACGAUCGCCAAGCAGUCUUCAGACUACGGUGCCGGCUGGACUAAUGCGCUAGACGACAAUUUCGUCGAAGACUUGUUCGUUGAUUACCGCCAUUUCGACAAGAACGGCAUUGCCCCGCGCUAUGAGUUUGGGUAUGGCUUGUCGUAUACGACCUUUAACUACGUUGGACUUGUGGUUAGCAUUUCUGCUCCACCUGGACCGUCAAAUGGACGCAUUAUUCCAGGCGGGCCGGAGGAAAUUUUCGACUCGGUCGGCACCAUCUCCGUCACCAUCCAGAAUACUGGCGCGGUAACUGGCGCUGAGGUUGCUCAGCUCUAUCUUGGUCUCCCAAACUCCGCCCCAAGCACCCCACCCAAGCAACUGCGAGGGUUCCAGAAGCUAAAUCUCCAACCAGGAGAGUCGGGGACAGCUACUUUCGAGCUCACUCGGCGUGACUUGAGUUAUUGGGAUGUGCAGACCCAGAAAUGGGUUGUGCCUCGUGGUACCUUCAGUGUCUAUGUUGGAGCCUCCAGUCGGGAUAUUCGCGAGGAUGGAAAGUUUACUGUCACUAACUAG
Molecule: messenger RNA, 2271 nt
Organism: Penicillium expansum
Lineage: Eukaryota; Fungi; Ascomycota; Eurotiomycetes; Eurotiales; Aspergillaceae
Product: beta-glucosidase
Exons: 4
Coding region: 1-2271 (756 amino acids)
Biological process (GO): glucan catabolic process
Molecular function (GO): beta-glucosidase activity
Source: RefSeq, a predicted model, not a curated record